Bactrocera dorsalis (oriental fruit fly) is the source of this 2994-nucleotide messenger RNA. RefSeq lists its product as uncharacterized. NCBI's taxonomy places the organism in Eukaryota, Metazoa, Arthropoda, Insecta, Diptera, Tephritidae. The record is from RefSeq and is a predicted model, not a curated record. The coding region runs from base 1 to 594 and encodes 197 amino acids. The transcript is spliced from 6 exons.
AUGACUCCAUCCCCCAAGUUUGCGACGUGGAUAUUUGAUCCCUAUGCGUGGAGCUCCCAUAGAGAUAAAGUGUUUAAAAAAAUAUCUUGCAACCUCGUUUGCGCUCCUCGAGUAGAACCAUCACAAAUUGGCGGCCAUGCAGAUAUACUCCAGAAGCUGGAUGCCAUUGAGACCCAACUCACUGCCAUUAAAAAAUCUCUAACAGACAAAAUGCCAGAAAAAGCCGAGGUGCAGGCACAAAGUAAAUUAUUGCGCGAAUGCCGCGUCAUAGCGGCAAAGAUGCAUCAUUCAAUUAGCCGCAUCACCGGUGACUUGGAGGACGAGUAUUACGUGGAGCUCGCUUCGAAACUGCCCAUGUCAUCGAAAGAGCACGUGCGCUUCGUGGAAGACAAACUUUCACAAAAGGAAGUCACUGACGCUAUGAUGCGGCUAAUAUGGAAGUCAAAGGGCGCAAAGGGCAGUGUGGACGGCGUACUGCGUGGUAUGUUUUCUGACGAUCUAAUGUACCACUACAAUUUAGAGGGGCGCAAGGAGAAGGGAUCCUUACUAAAGCUAAAAGUCAUAGGGUUAGUCUUUGGUAGGGUUAUUUACUGAUAUAUACAGGGUGGCUGAUGAAUUUUGCUUUUUUUCAGUGUAUGGAAUUCAUUUUUCUUUUAUUCAUGUUAAAGCUCAUUCAAUUUUAUUAAAUAUAGCUUAAUUAGUUUUAAAAAUAAUGGAAUUUAAAUGCCCCCCUGCUCGUUGAUGCAUGUGCGGCAUCUUACCAAAAAGUUAUUCAUUACUGCUUGGAGAGUUAAGACAGGAAUAACCGCUAUUGUAUCUCGAAUGGAUUGCCUUAGUUCAUUCAAAUUUUUUGGUUUUGCUUUGUAGACUUCCUGUUUGCAAUAACUCCACAAGAAAAAGUCAGGUGCAGUAAGGUCAGGCGAGCUGGGUGGCCAACGGAAUGUGGAGUUUCUGGAUAUCAGCUUAUUGGGAAAUUUUCGUCGCAAUUCUGUCAUAACAGGUUGUGCUAUGUGAGGAGCUGCACCAUCUUGCUGAAACCACAGAGAGUUGAAAGAAAUUCUCAUUUGGCGUAGUUCUGGAUAGAAAAACUCUCUCUACAUGGUCAAGUAACGGUGUCCAGUAAACGUAACGGUGUGACCGUUUUCUUCGAAGAAGUAGCGCACGAUGAAACUGCACACCACAUUGUGACACGAAGUGGAUGCAAUUCCGUCUCAUGGAGUAUCUGUGGGUUGGAAGAACUCCAUAUUCGAUAAUUUUGUUUGUUUAUGUUGCCGAUUAAAUCGAAAUGGGCCUCGUCAGACAUGAAAAACAGUUCAACAUGUUUCUAUCCUCUUCCACCAUUUGAAGCAUCUUCUGGCAAAAUUCCAAGCGAGUCGGCAAGUCUGCAGCGUUCAGUUUGUUGGCCAUUUGAAUUUUAUAUGGGAAUAAGUCCAAAUUUUUUGUGCAUAAUUGACUGUAAUGACUGUCUGCUUACACCCAUUUGAGCAGAUAAGCUUCUUGUCGAAACACGUGGAUUGUUUUGUAUGGCAGCGGCUACAGCAGCGAUUGUUUCCUCAGUUCGAACUGAAUGGUUUCGAUGCUAAGAUCUUCUGUUGACUGUUCCAUGCUCGGCAAAAUUGUUUACAAGUCUCAUUAUGGUCCAUAUACUCUCUUUGAACCGAAACUACGGACUCCAGUGCGUGAUAGCGGCGGACAAUCCAAAUUCUUGUUUCAGUGUCCCAGUUAUCCAUUUUUGUUAAAUGUAAAAGUCAAUCUGCAAAAUAAAAAAAAAAUUAACCAGAUUCAUUAAAUAGAAAAAAAAUUAUUUAAUUUUUUUUUUGGUAGCGGAUUUCAUCAGCCACCCUGUAUUUGAAUGCCUUAUACCGUUUCAUUUUAGAUAUAUUUCCUGACAAGGAUAAAAACAUUAUCGGUGGGGAGCUCCGGAGAUUUGUGGCCUUAAGUCACAAUCGUUUUAAGCAAAGCUUAACUUAAGGCAAAUUUAAUAUAAGUUUUCUUAUUAUUACUUAUAUAUAUUAGUUUUAAGUUGUAAAUAUUAGUUCUAAGUUGUACAUAUUAGUUUUAAGUAGCACAUAUUAGUUUUAAAUUGUAUAUAUUAGUUGUAAGUUGUACAUACUAGUUUUAAACUGAAGUUACUAAUUUUACUUUUAUAAAUAUGAAUUUUUAGAAUUAUAAUUUUUAUACUGAAAUAAACUUAAUUUGUAUUAUUUUUCUGCCGAAUGUAAUAAUAAUAGGCAAAUUAUUUGUUUAAGUAAAUAUUUGAUUAUUUUGAUUUUAUUAUUAAAUAAAGCGAAAUAAUAAAAAAAACUGAGUUUUAUUUAAAAGAAUUGAAUUUGCUAGAAGUAACAAUUGGGUAACAGAUUAUCUUGUUACUGCUUGUUCUUGCUAAUAAAUUUUUUAAUGUUAUAGAUAACAAACUGAUAACUAAAAUAAUAACACUAACAGAUAUUCGGUUAACAAAUACUUUUUGUUAUCCAUAACACAUAGGUAAGCUAUGCGCUAACAAAAGUAUUUGUUACCCGUAACAUACUGUGAAGAGAUUUGCUAACAAAUGUAUUGUUACAAAAGUAGUAUUAAGUUGUAUUUGUAUUACUAUAUGCAUCCCUGAUUAUGAACAAUAGCUGUAGGUAUAUGGAAUAGCAUUUGUCUUGUUGUAGACAUCUGGCGCCGCACUGUCUGCUUGUCUAGUUAAACAGUUGCUGAGUCUGGCGCCGCGACUGUCUGCUCGCGUCUGGCGCCGUAUAGCCGUAUGUUCUGGUAAUUUCCAGACGCGAUAUUCUAGAAGGACACGUCGGCAUCAGCGAGAAGUGCGUGGCUAUAUAAGCCGUGGCAGCGCCAACGUAAUCAAUCAGUGCUAAGAGUAAACUGCUAUAGUGUAGACGAGUUGUGAAAUAAAGAGUUGUUGAAUUAAAUUAAACAGUGUUGAUUUUAUUUGUCAAUCCAGAGAUACGAACCUAACAAAGUAAACUAGCAAGAGUAAAUUCGUAACAAUUGGUG